This is a messenger RNA of Diatraea saccharalis (sugarcane borer), 1338 nucleotides long. The record is from the annotation of a GenBank genome assembly. Lineage: Eukaryota; Metazoa; Arthropoda; Insecta; Lepidoptera; Crambidae.
GGUUUCAUUGGUUUGUAGUUCUGUGAUGGUUGUCAAUUUAUGUUUAAUUUCAAACAGAGUCUAAAAACGUAGUGUUUAUAUUCUCUUAGCUGAGUUUCCGUCAAGAUUUAAUAUGACUGCGACGAAAAACAUAGCAGAUGUUGAUCUCUAUGCAGUUCUGGGUAUUCAGUUAACAGCAACUGAAUCUGAGAUAAAGAAAGCAUACAGAAAAAAAGCAUUACAAUGUCACCCUGAUAAGAAUCCAGACGAUCCAAAGGCUGCAGAAACAUUUCAUGAAUUAGCCCGAGCUUUAGAAAUAUUAACAGAUGUAUCAGCAAGGUUAGCAUAUGAUAAAGUGCUAAGAGCUAAAGAAGCAGCAAAACUUAGACAUCAAGAAUUAGAUAGUAAAAGACAAAAGUUGAAAGAAGACUUAGAACAACGAGAAAAACAGGCAUCUGCAGGGCAGGGAACAGUAAAUCUAACAGACGAACAAAAAUUAGCUGCAGAAAUUCAACGUUUGCAAAAGGAAGGAAGUAGACUGCUUCAAGAAGAACAACAAAAAGUGAAAGAUGAAAUUCAGAGAAGAAUGGGUAAAUUAUGUGAACCUGUUUGGGAUUCCAGUCUCAAUAGAAUCAAAAUCAAAUGGAAAGUAGAUAAAGACGAUCCUCAUAAUGGUGGUUAUGAUGAACAAUUGUUAAGAAAGUUUUUGAAAAAAUAUGGUGACAUUGUUGCUCUUAUAAUGUCUCCAAAGAAAAAAGGUAGUGCACUUGUAGAAUUUUCAACAAAAGAAGCAUCUGAAAUGGCUGUAGAACUAGAAAAAGGUUUGGCAGAUAACCCAAUCAAUAUGAAGUGGCUCAAUGAUAAGCCCGUGUUAACUACAAAAAGGGAUGGAGGGGGCCCAUCUUUGGUUUCAUACCGAGAUUAUGAAUCAUUAGUGUUAACAAAAAUGCGCCAAGCAGCAGAAAGGCAAAGGUUAAUAGAAGAAAUGUUAAAAGAAGACAAGGAUCAUUAACAUUAAAGAUGAUAUGAAAAUGUUUUUUUCUUUUAAUAAUUUAUUAAGUUAUUUAUAUAGAUAAUUUAGUAAAACAACUUCUUCCAGUUUUUUAUAAGUAGCUGCAGUAGCUGCUGUUUAUGAUAAAACAAUAGUGAAUAGAUUUUUAUUCAUAUACUUGGUAAACAAGAUCUUUUGGAUUUAUUUAAGAAAAACCAGAAGAAUAGUGAUAUUAUCAAUAGAGAAGAUAGAUAUAUAAGAUAUUGUAUAUUUUUAUUAUUUUUACCUUGCUUUCAUAAUCAGAAAAACUAGGAUGAAGUUUGCAUUAGUAAUUGUAGUGCCAAAACGAGACGAUUUAAAAUCGAUUU